This is a messenger RNA of Tinamus guttatus (white-throated tinamou), 3255 nucleotides long. The record is from RefSeq and is a predicted model, not a curated record. NCBI's taxonomy places the organism in Eukaryota, Metazoa, Chordata, Aves, Tinamiformes, Tinamidae.
AGAUUCUCUUUGCAAUAAGCUCUGUACCUUCACCAUCACGCAGAAAGAAUUCAUGAACCAACAUUGGUAUCAUUGUCACACUUGCAAGAUGGUUGAUGGGGUUGGUGUUUGUACGGUUUGUGCUAAAGUUUGUCACAAGGAUCAUGAAAUUUCUUAUGCCAAAUAUGGAUCAUUCUUCUGUGACUGUGGAGCCAAAGAGGAUGGCAGUUGCCUGGCUUUGGUGAAGAGAACUCCCAGCAGCGGCAUGAGCUCUACCAUGAAAGAGUCCGCGUUCCAGAGUGAGCCCAGGGUGCCCGAGAGCGUCAUUCGCCAUUCCAGCACGUCUCCUGCAGAGAAAGCCAAGGUCACCAUCAGUGAGGGGAAGGGUCCCGACGAGGAAAAACCCAAGAAGAGCAGCCUGUGUAGAAAUGUUGAGGGCUGUCGGGAGGAAUUGCAGUCCCAGGCCAACUUCUCCUUUGCUCCUCUGGUGCUGGAGAUGCUGAAUUUCUUAAUGGAUGCCAUUCAGAUCAACUUCCAGCAAGCUUCAGCCAUGGGCAGCAGCAGUCGUGCACAGCAGGCUCUCAACGAGCUACACACUUUGGACAAAACAGUCGAAAUGACCGAUCAGCUAAUGGUCCCGACUCUCGGCUCUCAAGAAGGGGCUUUUGAGAACGUCCGCAUGAACUACAGCGGGGACCAGGGCCAGACGAUCCGGCAGCUGAUCAGCGCGCACGUGCUGCGGCGCGUGGCCAUGUGCGUGCUGUCCUCCCCGCACGGCCGGCGGCAGCAGCGGGGAAGGAUUACAGUUCUCCAGCUCUCUGCAUUGCUGAAACAAGCAGACUCCAGCAAAAGAAAAUUGACCCUUACUCGCCUGGCAUCUGCACCAGUUCCAUUUACUGUCCUGAGCCUGACGGGAAACCCCUGCAAGGAAGACUACCUGGCAGUGUGUGGACUAAAAGACUGCCAUGUGUUAACGUUCAGCAGCUCUGGAUCGGUCUCUGAUCACUUGGUGCUUCAUCCCCAACUAGCCACUGGAAAUUUCAUCAUUAAAGCUGUGUGGCUGCCAGGAUCUCAAACCGAGCUGGCUAUCGUGACUGCAGACUUUGUGAAGAUCUAUGAUCUUUCUGUAGAUGCCUUGAGCCCGACGUUCUAUUUCCUGCUGCCAAGCUCCAAAAUCAGGGAUGUCACAUUCCUCUUCAACGAAGAGGGGAAGAACAUAAUAGUGAUCAUGUCCUCUGCUGGGUACAUUUAUACACAGCUCAUGGAGGAGGCGAGCAGUGCCCAGCAUGGACCGUUCUACGUCACCAAUGUGCUUGAAGUGAACCAUGAAGACCUCAAGGACAGCAACGGCCAGGUAGCAGGAGGUGGUGUGUCUGUGUAUUACUCCCAUGUCCUGCAGAUGCUCUUCUUCAGUUACUGUCAAGGCAAGUCCUUUGCGGCCACCAUCAGCCGAGCCAAUCUGGAGGUCCAGCGGCUCUUCCCAAUUAACAUAAAGAGUUCCAACGGUGGCAGUAAGACCUCACCGGCGCUGUGCCAGUGGUCCGAGGUGAUGAACCACCCUGGCCUGGUGUGCUGUGUCCAGCAAACCACGGGGGUGCCGCUCGUGGUCAUGGUGAAGCCAGACACCUUUCUCAUCCAGGAGAUUAAAACGCUGCCAGCCAAAGCGAAGAUCCAGGACAUGGUGGCCAUCCGCCACACUGCCUGUAACGAGCAGCAGAGGACCACUAUGAUCCUGCUGUGCGAGGACGGCAGCCUGCGGAUCUACAUGGCCAACGUGGAAAAUACCUCCUACUGGCUCCAGCCCUCACUCCAGCCCAGCAGUGUCAUCAGCAUCAUGAAGCCAGUGCGCAAGCGCAAGGCAGCUGCCAUUACAACUCGUACGUCCAGCCAAGUGAACUUCCCUAUUGACUUCUUUGAGCACAACCAGCAGCUCACGGACGUGGAGUUCGGGGGCAAUGACUUGCUGCAGGUUUACAAUGCUCAGCAGAUAAAGCACCGGCUCAAUUCCACUGGCAUGUAUGUGGCCAACACCAAGCCGGGGGGCUUCACCAUCGAAGUGACCAACAACAACAGCACGAUGGUGAUGACGGGCAUGCGCAUCCAGAUCGGCACGCAGGCCAUCGAGCGCGCGCCCUCGUACCUGGAGAUAUUUGGGCGCACCAUGCAGCUCAACUUGACCAGGGCUCGCUGGUUUGACUUCCCCUUCACUCGGGAGGAAGCCCUGCAGGCUGACAAGAAGCUCACUGUCUUCAUUGGGGCUUCUGUGGAUCCAGCUGGAGUCACCAUGAUUGAUUCCGUAAAGAUUUACGGCAAAACCAAAGAGCAGUUUGGGUGGCCUGACGAGCCCCCUGAGGAUUUUCCAUCUGCUUCCGUGAGCAAUGUUUGUCCCCCAAACCUGAACCAAGGGAACGGUACUGGAGAGACGGAGACAACUGCCCCCGCUGCGGCCAGCGGCACCGUUCUGGAGAGUUCAGAAACUGAGUCCCUAACCACCCUGGACCGGCUAGUAGUGAGUUCUUUAGAAGCUCUGGAAAGCUGCUUUGCUGUAGGACCAGUCAACGAGAAGGAGAAGAAUAAGGUGGCAGCUCAGGAACUGGCUACCAUGCUGCUGUCCAUGCCAGCUCCUUCCAGUGUCCAGCAGCAAACCAAGAGCCUCUUGGCUAGCCUGCACACCAGCCGCUCAGCGUACCAUAACCACAAGGAUCAAGCAUUGCUCAGUAAAGCCAUUCAGUACUUGAGCUCCUCAACUAAAGAAGGGAAGGAUCUUGAUCCUGAGGUGUUCCAGAGGUUGGUCAUCACUGCUCGAUCCAUUGCUAUUAUGAGACCCAACAAUCUCGUUCAUUAUACGGAGUCAAAGCUGCCACAAUUGGAAUCAGAGAGUGAAGAAGGACAAGAGACCCAGAAACAAGCUGAAGGAGAAGGGUGCACUUUUAUUACCCAGCUGGUCAACCACUUCUGGAAACUACAUGCAUCAAAACCCAAAAAUGCCUUCCUUGCUCCUGCCUGCUUGCCAGGUCUGACUCAUGUUGAGGCCACGGUCAACGCUCUGGUGGAUAUUAUUCAUGGAUACUGCACAUGUGAACUGGACUGUAUCCACACAGCAUCCAAGAUCUACAUGCAGAUGUUACUUUGCCCUGAUCCUGCAGUGAGCUUUUCUUGCAAACAAGCUUUGAUCAGAGUGCUGAGGCCAAGGAACAAGCGGAGACACGUGACUCUGCCAUCUUCCCCUCGGAGCAAUACUCCCAUGGGUGUGUAAGAUGACGACGACGAUGCCGA